AUGGUAUCCUUAUGGAAUGACAUGAACAACAAAUCCACCGGCAGAUUUUCAGAUGGCCUUAUAGUUCCUGAUUACAUCGUUGGCUAUUUCAAGAACGUUGCAAAAUUAAUAUCAAAGAAAGUAGGAGCGCCAGAAGCCACAAAGAUUUUAGGUAGUUCGUGUACUUAUUCAGCUUCGGAGGCAACGAUUACUUUCGGUAUGACUCCAGCAACGCUGAUGCCACUCAUUCUGAAAGAGAUAUACAUGCGCAUGGUGGUAGCCAAUUUAACAAAUGGCUUCAAGGAAAUAUAUAAUAUGGGAGGAAGGAAAUUUGCGAUCCAGAGUGUUGGGACCGUUAGGGUCAAGGAAGGGAAAAUUGCAUGUUGUGGCAGUGGACCAUAUAAUGGACUGAACUGUGGAGGAGGUUCAUACAAGUUAUGCAGUAAUCCAAGUGACUAUCUGUUCUUUGAUGGCGGCCAUACAUCUCAGAAGGCAAAUCUUCAGAUUGCAGAGCUAAUAUGGAGUGGAGUACCAAUGUACUGGACCUAUAAUGUGAAGCAACUAUUUGAGUCUUGA
Molecule: messenger RNA, 555 nt
Organism: Pistacia vera
Lineage: Eukaryota; Viridiplantae; Streptophyta; Magnoliopsida; Sapindales; Anacardiaceae
Product: GDSL esterase/lipase 1-like
Exons: 4
Coding region: 1-555 (184 amino acids)
Source: RefSeq, a predicted model, not a curated record